AUGGCCGAAGCGAACACCUCCUCUGUGACAGAGUUCAUCCUCGCAGGCUUAACAGAUCAGCCAGAACUCCAGAUCCCCCUCUUCUUCCUGUUUCUGUGUUUCUACAUGGUCACCGUAGUGGGCAACCUGGGCUUGAUAACCUUGAUUGGACUGAAUUCUCACCUUCAUAUUCCCAUGUACUUUUUCCUCUUCAACUUGUCCUUCAUAGAUUUUAGUUUCUCUACUGCCAUCGUCCCUAAAAUGCUGACAAGUUUCAUCUCAGAGAAGAACUUCAUUUCCUAUGCAGGGUGUAUGACUCAGCUCUUUUUCUUCUGUUUCUUUGUCUUUUCUGAAUCCUUCAUCCUGUCCGCAAUGGCAUAUGACCGUUAUGUCGCCAUCUGUAAGCCACUGGUGUACACGGUCACCAUGUCUCCUCAGAUACUUCUCCUAGGAGAGCACCUGAGGGACGCGUCUUUGGGUUCCAGCCAGACCUUGAUAUGUAUAUACAUGUAAAAGAAGCCCCCCUUUAAAUAUCAUGCU
Molecule: messenger RNA, 519 nt
Organism: Cervus elaphus (red deer)
Lineage: Eukaryota; Metazoa; Chordata; Mammalia; Artiodactyla; Cervidae
Product: olfactory receptor 145-like
Exons: 2
Coding region: 1-492 (163 amino acids)
Biological process (GO): G protein-coupled receptor signaling pathway; sensory perception of smell
Cellular component (GO): membrane
Molecular function (GO): odorant binding; olfactory receptor activity; G protein-coupled receptor activity
Source: RefSeq, a predicted model, not a curated record